Molecule: messenger RNA, 903 nt
Organism: Trichoderma virens Gv29-8
Lineage: Eukaryota; Fungi; Ascomycota; Sordariomycetes; Hypocreales; Hypocreaceae
Exons: 2
Coding region: 1-903 (300 amino acids)
Molecular function (GO): protein binding
Source: RefSeq, a predicted model, not a curated record
AUGGAAUUCAAGGCUCAAGUCUUACAUGCUGCCGUUUGGAAUGGCUUUACUGUGGCAGUUGAGAUAUUGCUGACAGCCGGGACUUAUAUAAACUCAAGGUGCGAGAAAGAUCGCACAUUUCUGUCAUUGGCAGCCGAACAAGGGCAUGAAUCUGUGGUAGAGCUACUACUCUCUCGUAAUGGCAUUGAGGCCGAUUCGAAAGAUCUGGAUGGACGGACGCCACUGUCAUGGGCUGCAGAAAAAGGCCACAAGGCUGUUGCCAAAAUGUUGCUCGCCCGCAACGACGUCGUGCCUGAUUCCAAAGACCUGGAUGAGCGGACGCCGCUAUCAUGGGCUGCUGAACAAGGACAUGAAUCCAUGGUAGAAAUGUUGCUUGAUUGCAACAACGUCGAGGUUGAUUCGAAAGACGAUUAUGGGCAAACACCGCUAUCGCGGGCUGCUGAACAAGGACAUCUAGCUGUGAUAAAGCUGUUGCUUGACCGCAGAGAUGUCGAAAUUAAUUCAAGAGAUAUAAAAGGGUGGACACCACUAUCUUGGGCAGCCGAUCAAGGGCACUACGAUGUGGUGAAGUUACUUCUUGAUUGUAAGAAGAUUGAAGUCGACUCCAGAGAUACAGAUAGACGAACACCGCUGUCCCGAGCGGCUGAACAAGGGCGAAAGGCGGUGGUAGAGUUACUGCUUUCCCGUGAUGAGAUUGAUGUUAAUUCGAGAGACGAGGAUGGAUGGACACCAUUAUUCUGGGCAGCCAGAAACGGGCAUAAGGCGGUGAUAUAUCUUCUGCUUGCACAUGCAAACAUUAAUACUGACAUAAUAGAUGGCUCUGGACGGACGCCGUUAUCGUUGGCAGCCAGGAGUGGACAUAAGGAGGUAGAACGUCUGUUGAGCUCAUAUCCUAUCAUUUGA